Messenger RNA from Dentiscutata erythropus, 248 nucleotides. Lineage: Eukaryota; Fungi; Glomeromycota; Glomeromycetes; Diversisporales; Gigasporaceae. The record is from the annotation of a GenBank genome assembly.
AUGUCAAGUCUGAAUGAUAAUGGAUUUGUCAAACACUUUGAAUUCAAAGAAUUUACAGAACUUAAAGAAAUCGGGAAGGGUGCGUCGGGUUUCGUCAUAAAAGGAAAUUACAAAAAAGGUGGUCAAAUAGUGGCCUUAAAAUGCGUUCAACAUCGAAACAGAAAAUCAAGUUUAAUUGAAAAAGAAAUUGGGUCAUUUGAAGAACUAUCUUUUGAUAAAAAAUAUUAUAAUUUUUGUGGGUGGAUUUU